This is a messenger RNA of Emiliania huxleyi CCMP1516, 1992 nucleotides long. RefSeq lists its product as hypothetical. The coding region runs from base 25 to 1536 and encodes 503 amino acids. NCBI's taxonomy places the organism in Eukaryota, Haptophyta, Isochrysidales, Noelaerhabdaceae. Gene Ontology annotation, molecular function: hydrolase activity, hydrolyzing N-glycosyl compounds. The transcript is spliced from 4 exons. The record is from RefSeq and is a predicted model, not a curated record.
GACGCGAACCUCUCCACAAACGAAAUGAUCAUGAAGUUCGCCCUACUGCUGGGCUACACCGCGGCCGCCCUCGGGAUGUCCAUGCCGACCAAGGAUGCGCUGCCGGCGCGCGCAACGACGUUUGCCUCGCUCGACCUUCCCGAGCACGACGCCUUCAAGCCAACGAUUAACGAAUGCGGCAGCUCGUCGAGGAUCCCGGUCAUUUGGGAGACCGACGCGCACGUCGACGACGUCACGGUGGCCAUACUGCUAGCAAAGAGCGAGAAGUACAAACUCGACACGAUGAUCAUCAGCGGGACUGGGGACGCCACCAACAGUCUGAUUGGCGGCAACAACUUCCUUCGCCUCCUCUCGCUGCUCGGAAUGCACGACGUCAAGGUGGGCCUUUCGAAACCCGAACCAACCAAGGAGUACACUCCCUUGAGCCGCGCCGCAGACAUGCUGGCAGGAGUGAUUGAGGACCUGCCUUACUAUCCGAUGCACGUGAAUGAACUGAACGGGUCAGCAAACUACGGCGUCGACGCGUACGACUUGAGCAAGCGAGUCCCGGAGUGCACCCCGGCCACUUGCAAAGGCCCAAUCGACGCAACGUGGAUAACGCGGCCAACGUCAACAAAGUACUACAAGGAGGCGCUCGACCGUGGCGUGACGACUGUCUUUGUGACUGGAACCCUGUCGGCCUUGAACGACGUGCUGCACAGCGAUGCGAACAACAUCAUAAACCUAACCAAGGGACCAACGGUCCACGGACAGAGCUACUUGAACAAUAUCACGAAUAUGACCAUGAUGAUGGGAAACUACUGGAAGCAAAUCUAUUCUCCUAUCCAACACCCGGAGGUGUAUCAGGCGGCGAGCAAGGAUUGCGAGGCCAGCUGCACCUUCGAUUGGGAAACCGGAGGUUGGAUGGCUGACUGCGACGGUCCGCCGAUCUGCGAUUACACGCCCCCCGAAGGUAACGCGCACGCGUUCACAAACUUCAGCGCAACCAAGAAUGUGCUUGGCGCGCUGCGCCACCCUGACAUUGUCAUCAAGACCGCUCCGUGGUCAACCACAAACUGGGUUGGCAACUGCCCCGACAAAGACUACCUCGAAGAGAUGAAUAUGCAGAUGAACAAAGAGGUUGGGACGAAAGAGAGCCAGCUCGUGCUCGACAUGAUGAAUAACUUGGUGAACGACGCCACACAGUACAAUUGGGGUGGCUUUCUUACCGGCGGAUACUGCUUCUACGACCAGCUCGGAUAUUACACUCUCGUCGAACCCGACGCUUUCACGUGGAAGACCGAGGACGUUUACGUCCAGCCCGACGCAACAUUCCUUCCCGCGAACAUGGAAGAAGGCCCCGACAAGAAGUACACUGCCACGAUCCAAUUCGCGACUAUCACUAACACUUCCGCGUAUCACUUCCGCGACGAGUUCAUGCCCGGCGAACUCACCAAGCGCUGCAUCCAUCACCAGCCUCCUUCCUUCAAAGAGCUCCAGCAAUUCUACGAUUUCGAGAAGUACGGCCGUACCUGCCACGGCGACGACGACAACUAGGCGACCGCCGACUGAGGGUGCCGAAAAAUGCCUUCAGUGGCCACACCCUCCGCCUCAUCCUGGUGCCAAACCCUAGACCGGUGAAAGUCCGGCGCAAGCGCAGGUAAACGAGUGCGCGGCCCAGGCUACUAGAUCCAUGACGUGGAACGCCACGGUCCUGUGCUCAUUACCAGGAUGGCAUGUGCGCGCUCGGCGAUUGACGUGGAUGGGGGGUUCGGCGCGGGAUCGGGAGCUUCGCUCCCGGGUUCGCGUCCAACCAAUGAGUCUGGUUAGGGGGGGCGGGGGGUUCGGCGCGGGAUCGGGAGCUUCGCUUCCGGGUUCGCGUCCAACCAAUGGUGCUGCUUCUCGCUCGUGCGUCCUUGGAAGUUGUGCUCGCCUCCUGCCACACGUCGCCGCCUGUUUUUUGGGGUUUCUACGGUAUUUUGUGUUUUGUUUAAUUUGCCAAUUGGAAUUUGG